UGAUUCUGAAAUUGCUCCACUGUUCCAACACAACUAGUGUGAAGUUAAGUGCUAAGAGCGUGCGAAAACACAUCGUAUCUCCAUGACGACGACAGCUAAGGCGUCAAUACUGACGCCUCUUCACACACCUUACAUAACCAAUACCGAACAAAACUCAAGUAUGAUGGAAAGCGACGAUAACGCUAAAGCACAGGCCAGAUCUAUUCUUGGUCCAACUAAAGAUGCCGAAUUCCUGCAAAGUUUCGUCCGCGUUGGCAUCGGUGAUGAGGAAGAUGAAGUUCCAAUACCGAAAGCUUCUAUCAGCAAGAGAGCUCCUCAGUCCGCCGACAAGGCUCGUGAAUUUGAAACGGAGGAAGAGAAACAUUCGACGAAGGACCGGAAGAGUUCUAUAAAACCGCAUAAGAGACGUGAACGAAAACAGAAACGCGAGAAACGUAGACGCGAAGAAGAACUAUACACUGAUAAAGAUCGGGCCGCCGCUGUGGUCAUGGGUUCUAAAGACAUUAAACAGUCUCUGAGCUUAAAGGACAAGGCCGAACGUAGCAGCGCCUUACAGCUGCCUGCAGAAGCAGACGCCGGCACACUGUUAGCGUUAGCACAGGCUGAGAUGAUGCGGAAACGUUACCGAACCGCUGUCUUAUUUGUAAAUAAGGCAAUAGAACUAGCUCCAGAAGAGAAGGCUGCCUACGUCGCCCGCAGCAAAUGCUACCUCCUACUUGGAGAACCACGGUCAGCUCUCAGCGAUGCAGAAGCAGCUCUAAAGUUUGACCCUAAAGAUGCAAAGGCGCUACUUCGCAAAGCCGAAGCGUUAUACUAUUGCGGAGAAUUCGAAAUGAGUCUUGUGCAUUAUCACAGAGGACUGCGGGCUAGACCAGAUCUGAAUGACUUCAGGCUCGGUGUACAGAAAGCUCAAGAAGCCAUUGAAAACACAAUCGGAGCGGUCAAAGUAGUGAAGAAAUCUGGUAAGCGCUCAUCAUCAAAGUCUUCAAGGCCAGUGCUAGGGCAACUGAUGUCGGAUAAAGUAUACCUUGAGAAUCUGAUAAAGAAUCCAGACUUGGCUAUAGCGGAUAAAAAGAACGAUAAGGUGUUGAAGCAAGCAGAAGAGGCUAUCAGGUUCUUAGAAAACCGGGAAGAAUUCUGGAGACAGCAACAGACUGCUGUGUAGUAAUUAUUUUAGUUUACAUCAACUCUUCGAGCGAUGCUUGGUACAUUAUUAGGUGUCCGUGGUUAAUACGUGCUUUAAGUAAUAAAGUUUUUCUCCUACCUACGCCGAAAGUUCGGUUUUCGUCCCGCUGUACAGGGAAGAAAGUGUAACUUUUCCUCCCGCUGUACAGGGAAGAAAGUGUAACUUUUCCUCCCGCUGUAUAGGGAAGAAAGUGUAACUUUUUCUCCCUGGGUGCAAGUGCGCAUGCGCGUUGUGUCUACGUGUGCUCUCACGCACCUAAAAUUCUCCGCCAUUGUUGUGCUCGGGUAAUUUGCAAUAUUGUGUUUAGUGUAAAAGUGAAAUAAGCAAAAGGUAAUAAAAUUUAAUAGUGAAGUAUUAAACAAAGAUGAGUUCAUCA
Molecule: messenger RNA, 1562 nt
Organism: Bombyx mori (domestic silkworm)
Lineage: Eukaryota; Metazoa; Arthropoda; Insecta; Lepidoptera; Bombycidae
Product: outer dynein arm-docking complex subunit 4
Exons: 3
Coding region: 83-1165 (360 amino acids)
Cellular component (GO): cytoplasm
Molecular function (GO): protein binding
Source: RefSeq, a predicted model, not a curated record